Molecule: messenger RNA, 1091 nt
Organism: Ostreobium quekettii
Lineage: Eukaryota; Viridiplantae; Chlorophyta; Ulvophyceae; Bryopsidales; Ostreobiaceae
Source: the annotation of a GenBank genome assembly
ACAAAAGUACUGUGCAUGAUGCACAUCCCCAAGUGCCAGAAUCUACCAGCAACGGCGGCUGCUUCGGAAGGAAAUUUGGCCAAAUUUUUGGGGCCGUGCGCCGCACGAGGCUCCUAGCCGCUGCGAAAUUCAUCAGAGCAUCACCCAAAAGAGCAAGGCACCUUGAGCCGCUUCCAGCGGCUUCCGAAAGGCCAAAAGUACCGGAGCCUUUCCCCGACGUCGCCCUCGUCGAGCCUCCUUGCUUGAUCGCCGGAGAGCCAUGCAGACUUCACAUCAGGCUGGCCAGAGACAUUGCGUGCGUCGGCAGUUGGCCUCAAGUGCACGUUUCGGCGGGGGGAAGGCGUGUGGGCACUGCCGGGGGCGUUUACAUGAGGCGAGACACAAUGAGCGUGACAAUUCCGGCGGUCGACAGCUGCUGCGUCAGCCUGGAUAUCACUCCCGUCGGCCACGAGCAUUCGCAGUCAACGGUCAAUAUUCUGGCGCUGCCGAGGCCCGCCGCACUGGAGGUCUGCGACCUGUUUGAAAUGGCACAGCGGCAGCCAGACGGCUGCUAUAUAAAAGCUAGCGAACAGCUGGACCAUGUUGACCAGAAGGAGAGCCUGAAGGAGGAGCUCUGGAGCUCGUACUUCGGGGCCUUCUGCGCGGACUUCGCGUCCGUCCUGGAGUGCCUGUCGACAGGGAGCCGCUGCGCGCAACCCACUUGCGCCUGCCUGGUCAGGCACAUGCUGUCCCACCACAUGUGGCACUCGGCGUCCUUCCUCAUGACGUCAUGCAUCAGGUCCGGCGGCCAGGUGACACUGGGGCCCUUUGCGCUGAACGAGGAGGACGUGGAACCCGACAGGCUGCAGGCGAAUUACUUUCGAAUGCGGGGCUGCGCGGUGGAGGAGUGGAUGCUGGUAGAGACGCCCGGACCCGCAGGCCCAUGCCGGCGGCAGAAUCAGAUGGUGGAUUCGUAUCGAAUCGUGGCCCCCAUCGGAGAGUCGGCGACCGAGGCGGGAUCUUCUGAGGAGGGGGGAGUGUGGACAGAGUCGGUGACGUGGGUUGAGGAGCCGCUGGAAUCGACAAGUGUGUGCAUUGAUGGCAGGGCCUGA